UGUUCGAGGAACAAGCUCACUUGUCUUUUUUCUGCCUUCUCACUGUUGCCUGGUGUCAACCUACGCGGAGAACUGACAUCCCUCCGCCUCCUUCCCCCAGCGGCCGUUUUCAAUUUGCUUCGGCUUUUCUUAUCGUCGACUCUAUUGGCUUCUGUGGUGCCAGUCAGACGCUUUCCUUUCGCUCACUGGAGUUCAGCAGCAACAGCUCGGGAACAUCUGGCUACUGCAGCUCGCCUACUCGCCUGUUCGCACCGUCUUCCUGCAACCGCAGGUUGUUACGGAGUGCUGUUGAAAGUCAAUCUACUUCUUUUUUCCCCCCCUGAGAGGAUUUUGACGGCGCUGAUCGGAAGAAACGGGACCUUGUGUGUAAGUAGACUAGACUACAUUUUAUACGGACGUGCUUUCCACAGGAGAGCAGUGACGGAGUGGGUUGCAGGGAGAGGUUAUGUAGACAGCAUGGAGUUUCCGGACCACAGCAGACAUUUGCUCCAGUGUCUGAGGGAGCAGAGGCACCAGGGCUUCCUGUGCGACUCCACGGUGCUGGUGGGCGACGCCCAGUUCCGCGCGCACCGCGCCGUGCUGGCCUCCUGCAGCAUGUACUUCCACCUCUUCUACAAGGACCAGCUGGACAAGCGGGACGUGGUGCAGCUGAACAGCGACAUCGUGACGGCGCCCGCCUUCGCCCUGCUGCUGGAGUUCAUGUACGAGGGCCGGCUGCAGUUCGAGGCGCUGCCCGUGGAGGACGUGCUGGCCGCCGCCAGCUACCUGCACAUGUACGACAUCGUCAAGGUGUGCAAGAAGCGGCUGAAGAGGGAGGCGGGGGUGGGCGGGGCCAAGCGGGAGGACGACUCCUCCGGGCCCGGGAGCCCCUCCGAGGCCAGCGCGGGGCACCCCGUCUCCGGGGACCUGCUGCCUAGCGACGAGGACGAGGAGGCGAACGGCAGGCGGGGGUCCCCGGUAGGGAACGGGGCGUGGGAGGCGGAGCUGGGGGCGGGGCUGGGGGCGGGGAAAGCGGAGAUCGGCAGGAGCCCCUGCAGCUCGGCCGGCUCCGUCUCCCGGAGGGCGUCGGCCGACGCGGACUGCGUCCUGGACCUGUCCGUCAAGUCCGGAUCGGUGGGCGGGGCCGGGGAGGCCACGCCCACCAACCCGUACCUCUGCGGGGGGUCGACGCCCGGCCUGGCGCAGGUGAAGGUGGAGAGGGACACGGGGUCGGACGACGAGGGCCUGGGGGGGCGGGACUACGACGCGGACCACGACCACGCCCGCAACCACGGCCACGCCCGCAACCACGCCCACCUGGGCCUGUGCGGCGAGCUGGAGCGCGAGGACAAGGCCAGCGAGGACGAGGAGAUGCUGAGCCCGGAGAGCGACCGCGCCCAGGCCGACCCGCCGGGGCUGGACGGCGCCCUGCUGCCCUACGUCUCCAACAUGCUCGCCGGCGCCCCCCACGGGCAGAUCUUCAUGUGCCCGCUCUGCAGCAAGGUCUUCCCCAGCCCGCACGUCCUGCAGAUCCACCUCAGCUCGCACUUCCGCGAGCAGGAGGGCGCCCGCGCCAAGCCGGCGCCCGACGUCAACGUGCCCACCUGCUCCAUCUGCGGCAAGACCUUCUCCUGCAUGUACACGCUGAAGCGGCACGAGCGCACACACUCGGGCGAGAAGCCCUACACCUGCGCCACCUGCGGCAAGAGCUUCCAGUACUCGCACAACCUGAGCCGGCACGCCGUGGUGCACACCCGCGAGAAGCCGCACGCCUGCAAGUGGUGCGAGCGCCGCUUCACGCAGUCCGGCGACCUCUACCGCCACAUCCGCAAGUUCCACUGCGAGCUGGUCAACUCGCUGUCCGUCUCGGUCAAGAGCGAGGCGGCGGCGGCCGCGCUGGGCCUGCCGCCCGUCAGGGACUGGACCCUGGAGGACAGCUCGCAGGACCUCUGGAAAUGACGCGGUGUGAAAAUAAAAAAACGGGGCGCAAAAGCAGACUCUUUUUAAAUUAUGAAAAGACGUUUGAGUUGGGCAGAGAGGUAAGGGAGGUGGGGACAGGGUGGUGGUGUUGGUGGGAAAGGGCGGGAGGGUUUUUUUUAUUUUUGUUUUUUUCUAGAAUCGGUCACGGUUCUUAUACGUCCGUCUCAACCUUGCUGAAACUGCACUUUAGUCUGAAAUAAAUAUUACUACUGAUUUUCUUUUUGUGGGGGUGGGUGGGGGGAGGGGGGACUUAAUUGGAAAUGUAUCUGUAUAUUUCCAUUUGGGGUGAGUGGGGAGGGAAAUGGUUCAGUUUUUCUCUGGAAACAAAUGCAGAGGUAAUUUGUGGUUUAGCGUUUUAAUUAUUUCAGAUAUCUGGGUCUUUCAUGUUUGACUCGUAUGGUCAGAAGAUUUCACCUCAAGGCUUCUUGUCUCUUUGAAGGAGAAAAUUCACUUGUUUCAUUUGCAAAGUCUUUCACAUCUCAGAAGAAAUGCAGUUAAGACACUGAAGAGAUAUUAUUGUAGUACACUAAACGGGUACAGUGAAUACAUGAACAUACGUGCAGUGUGUGUGAGUGGGUUUUUGUGAGUGAGUGUGUGUGCGUGUGUGUGCGUGUGUGUGUAGCGCACUACCGUGGCUGAACAGGAUCGGAUCUUCUGCUGUGUUUAAUGUGGAUGUGUUUAACGUGGAUGUGGGUUAAGUGGAUGUGUUUUAGUGGAUGUGGGUUAUGUGGUUUUGUGUGAAGACUGGGAAGUGCAUAAGGAUCAGACACUGAAAGAUUCUAUUCCAUUACUGCACACUAGAUACUUUCUAACAAUCAGAUAGAAAACUAUUUACAUCCCAUGUCACAUCCAGAAUCCCUUUUCAGGAUCAUUUUAUAUCUAAUUUUGCCAAUAAUAAUAAUAAUGAUAAUAAUAGUAAUAAUGUAAUGGUUAACGAUAGUACAGUAUAUUAUUAUUAUUAUUAUUAUUAUUAUUAUUAUUAUUAUUAUUAAUAAAAAUAAUUACAUAUCCCCAGUGACAAUAAAUGAGCUUUCCUGCUGUGAUAUCCCCAGGGCUAAAAAUACAGAACACAAAGAGGACUUCCGGUUGCAAUACAUCAACCUGCACAAUAUCUGAAGUAGAAUAUUAAUUUUAACCGAAAUUGUUCAAAGCCUUUACACUUUACACUGACUGUACAAAUGCUGUUCAGUCUGUUAUAUGUUAUAAAUGUAUAUUAUUACAUUUGCAGAACAUGUAUGAAUUGAGUUUAAGAUUUUUUUUUUUGUAUUUAUUGCCAUGAAACACAUUUUAAUUAACUCAGUGUAAUGUUAUAUAUAUAUAUAUUUCUCUUAGACUUGUCACUAAGAGCUACCUGGAAAUGUUCUGUGGGACUGUGAAGAUUUUUUCAAAUAAUUUUCGGUUUGAAGUCAGCGGGUCAGGUGUGACUGUGGGCAAACGGUCCCUCACACCGCUGCCUGUGGUCGGGCUCGAAAACCGACGCCGGUCUCAACGCGAUGGGACGUUUUCUCUGCAACGUAAAGGCAAAUCACUCCAUUCUGGCGAUUACGGUUAGUGCGUUUUUACUUGUACCGAUUUGGCACUUCCACGCGGCUCUCUCUGAGGGGGAGAUGAUCUGUUUGCCCGAGCGCCCUGAAGAAGCUCUUUUCAUUUCACGUGCAUCGGUCUUUCACUGCUGCUGGUGACAAAAAAAAAACAAACAGAUUUCCUCGACAGAAAAAUCUAUGACUUGUGUUCAAUCUCAAUUAAUAUAUACUGUGUCAAUGCUAUGAAUUCAGUAAAAUCGAUUCGCACACGUAGACAUGAAUUUCAGGUUUUUUAUUUAUUGUUUUUGUUUAUAAAUUUCAAACGAAAUGAACAGCGUGUAGUAACUGCAGUAAUGGCGUGCGUAAUAUCGAGACAGACGAGGACUUGCCACCUCUCGCAGGCUGAUGUGCUUCGGCGCAGUGGAAUUCUGGGUGCUGGUACGCUUUCUCUCUAAAAGUCUGUGAUGUGGUUGGUGUUGACCUGCAUCGCUAAGGAGAUUGUACACCUUGGCUGAACCGACUCCAGGCAGAGUCUUUCUGGCCUCGGGGGAGGGGGGGAGGGGGGGGGUCCCUGAUAUCACACCGUACCCCACACAGCGUAUGUUGUGGCAGCGCCGGUUCUGAGCGCUGCGUUCGAAGGGUGCCGUUUUGCACAGUAACGGUUUCGCCUUCUUUUGCACUCACGUGAGAAGCUGGAGGAGAAUAUCACUGAAAAAAAACAUUUUUUUUUUUCUUUUUUUGAUUUUCUGUUAUAUUUUUUUCUGUUAUCUUAACAUGUUUGACCGCCUUAAAACUACUGUAAACCGUGUUAGUUUUUUUUUUUCUUUUUCUUCAGAAUGCUGUUUUUUGGAAAAACUAAAAUUGUGAACUUAAUUGCUGGAAUAUUUCUUUUCAUUUAUUAUUAUUAUUAUUAUUAUUAUUACGUAGGGGGAAAAGCUGUGAAAAUAUGACCUGUCAAGCAUCUCCAGGUAUUUUGGUUACUUGAAAACUAUGAAUUUCAGUGUAAAAAUAAAUUUAUUAUAUAUAGCCUAUAUAUAUAAUUGUAGAUGUAGGGGAAGUAAUGGGGGAAUAAGAAUGAUUUAAUAAUCUGUUUUAAAAAAAAGGACAAUCACUGUCUGAAGAAAAAGCUAUUUUUUUAAGGAUUUUGCGUUAAAUUGUUAAUCUCAACGAGGCAAUUUUCGGAGUUGUUAUUUGGUUGUUUGGAUUCAGAAUCUCAUUUAGCUUUGACAAUCAUAGUGUUUUUAUUUUCUCAAGGGGAGUAAUUUAUAAGGCUGUUUUAGUUUUGUACUUUUCUGGUGUGCUCUCAGUGAAAUUUUUAAAUUGUGUGCUUACUGUAAUAAAUUAUGAGAACUUGAAAAUUA
Messenger RNA from Anguilla anguilla (European eel), 4843 nucleotides. RefSeq names its product zinc finger and BTB domain-containing protein 18-like. Bases 457 to 1938 code for a protein of 493 amino acids. The record is from RefSeq and is a predicted model, not a curated record. Gene Ontology annotation, biological process: regulation of transcription by RNA polymerase II. Lineage: Eukaryota; Metazoa; Chordata; Actinopteri; Anguilliformes; Anguillidae. Gene Ontology annotation, cellular component: nucleus. Gene Ontology annotation, molecular function: RNA polymerase II cis-regulatory region sequence-specific DNA binding; protein binding; DNA-binding transcription factor activity, RNA polymerase II-specific. The transcript is spliced from 2 exons.